Messenger RNA from Haliotis rubra (blacklip abalone), 2685 nucleotides. Its product is annotated as F-box/WD repeat-containing protein 7-like. The record is from RefSeq and is a predicted model, not a curated record. Lineage: Eukaryota; Metazoa; Mollusca; Gastropoda; Lepetellida; Haliotidae. Gene Ontology annotation, molecular function: protein binding.
AUGAACAAAGUGGAGAAGAUGCGCAACUCAUUUCCAAAGAUUGGAGUGCUUGAGGGCCAAGGGGGUCGGGAGAUGGGAGGGGCUGUGACUUGGAGGGGGCACGGGGGUGUUCACCCCACCCCAAGCAGUGUUGAGUUUGACAGACAGCUGGAUAAGGUAGCGAUAUGGCUUGAACACUGGGACCACGAUGAGCGAUGUUGUCUGCUGGAGUCUCUGCUGCGGAAGAGCAACUACCGCCAGUUCCAGUUCCUGUACACGGUAAUGCAGCCGACGCUGCAUCGCGACUUCAUGUACACCGCCCGUAGCCACUUCCCCGACAUCGACUUCCAGCCAGUCAGCACUCACACCAGCAGGGAGCUGAAGGAAAAAGUGACAAGGUUGCGACAGAAUAAUUAUUUCCGAGUGAAGUCAGCGUAUCUUCAGCUUGAUGACGAUGUGAAGGCCAAGUUCAAGGACACAGACUGCAUUAAGUUGCCCCAUCUUGCCACCCAUCAGUACAGAUCUGAACCCGUGAAUAAGUCAGCCCCGAGUCUUCUCAAGUUGACGUCCAAGUCAGUGUUGGCCAAGUUGCCGCAGGGACACCAGGCUGCGGUGGUGAAGUGGGGCAGCACCAGCAGCAUCAGUACCGACACGCAGCAGCCUCCGCAACAUGUCGACACACUCCUCAGGUUUGUGGAGAUGCCGGUGAGGCGCCACAUGCAGGACGAGACCUCGCCUCGUGUUGGCAACAAUGUCAGAUCCUCCCUGACCUCAGACUCCACCAACACUGGCAACUCCAGCACCGACUCACAGCUUCUUUCCACCGCAGUUGCUGGACCCAGGAAGAAGAGGAAGCUGAAACUUUCAUAUGUGAAGGACAAAUCAAGAACCAUUAAACAUGAACCUAAGACAAGAGUCUCCCUACCACCCUGUCAGUUGUCUCCGGACGCCCAGCAGUUGAUGUACUGGUACACAGAUGUAUGGAACAAUACUAGGAAAAAUGAAUUCUUCCACAAACUGUUGUUGAAAUUGGACCCAAGACAGCAUUACUUCAUUUCAAACUUCCUCACUAUCAAGCAGCACCGUGACUUCCUGGCCCUGCUGCCAGAACACCUGGCCUUGAAGAUCCUCAGUUACCUGUCCCCUGCAGAACUCCUGCAAGCCUCCAGGGUUAACAAGACAUGGCACUGUCUCGCCAACAAUAAUGAGCUCUGGAGGUCAAAGUGCAAUGAGGUCAAGAUGGAGGUCAGGGUCAACAGUGCACCAAUAUGGAAGAAACUGUUUCGCGACAACAUGUAUCUUCGUCUGAACUGGAACAAUGGUGUCUGCCGAAAAGUAGAUCUCCAAGGACACACAGAGAGUGUGCUAUCGGUGACCUUUGAUGAGACACGCCUUGCUAGUGGGAGCAUGGACCAGACGAUCAAGUUGUGGGACAUCAAGUCGGGGGAGUUGUUACAGACGCUGAAGGGACACACUCGCGGAGUCUGGUGCCUCAACUUCUACACCAAGCACCUACUCAUCAGCGGCUCGUACGACUCAACAAUAAGGAUCUGGAAUUUGAGAAGUGGCGGCACCACUCGGACAUUGCUGGGCCAUGAGGGUCCUGUGUGGGCGAUGGUGAGGAGGGGAAGCAAGUUGGUGACAACUUCACAAGAUAAGACGGCAAAAGUUUGGGAUAUUGGCCGUUGCCUCCUGUUGCACACGCUCAGUGGCCAUCACGCUGCUGUGUUCGCUGUCGAUAUGACGGAAGACGGAGACAUAAUAGUCACAGGCUCAGCAGACAGGAGCGUCCGACUGUGGGACUGUGAGUCCAGCAAGUGUAAGAAGGUGAUAUGGAUUAGUCAGACUACCUCCAUCAUGUCCGUCAGCUUCAGCAACGGAUACCUGGCCUGCUCCUAUGGGGAGACAAUCUGUCUGUACAGGGUCAAGGACACGAAACUCAUCAGGACCUUCCAGGAACAUCGCAAAAGAGUGGAAAGUGUCGAGUUGAGGAUAGCUGAGUCGGAAACAUUUGAGGGGAUGAUCGUCAGCGCUGGGAAAGAUGGCCUCCUUAAAUACUGGGAUGUCAACAAAGAGGAGAGCAUUCAGACCUUUGCUGGCCACUCAGAGCAGGUUAACUGUAUACGUUUUGAUGAACUGAGAAUUGCCAGUGCUUCCUAUGACCACAAGAUCCGAAUCUGGGACUUCAAUGUAUGAAAAUGGAGACUUCAAUGCAUGAAACUUCAGGCUUCAAUAUAUGAAACUUCAGACUUCAAUGUAGGAAACUUCAGACUUCAAUGUAUGAAACUUCAGACUUCAAUGUAUGAAACUUCAGACAUGAAUGCAUGAAACUUCAGGCCCCAGUGUAUGCAGCACAAGACUUCAAUGUAUGAAACUCAAGACUUCAAUAUAUGAAAAUUGAGACUUCAAUGCAUGAAACUUCAGACCUCAAUAUACGGUCACUGCAAACAGCUUGAGAUUUCAGUUUAUGAAACUGGUGACUUCAAUGUGUAGAACUUGAAACUUCAUUCAAGGGAUCUUGAGACUUUAAUGCAUGAAACUUUGUUCAAGGAUUGACACAAACCUGCUUACAGAAUGGCUACUUUCUGUCUUUCGUAUCCGACACUGAAAGAAGGGCAUGUACAGUAUGUCAAUGGUUCUCGUUGGUUUUAAAUCAUGUUCAAAAUAAUUUCAGUCAGGCGUCUUUGUUCAUGCCUGAUUCAAUUC